AUGCCGUCCAUGUCCAAGUUCUCGCAGAAGUCAUUGCUCGGGCUGUCUUUAAUGGCAGCCUUGGUGCAGGCUAUUCCCACAGUUAGUCUAAACUUCGACUACCGUAACGACAAAAUCCGUGGUGUCAACCUCGGUGGUUGGCUGGUACUGGAGCCCUGGAUCACUCCAUCUAUUUUUGACGCAGCUGGCGAUUCUGCUGUUGAUGAGUGGUCUCUUUGUGCGACUCUGGGCGCGGACAGAUGUCGCUCUGUUCUGUCCGAACACUGGAGCAGUUUCAUUACCGCCGACGACUUGCAUCAAAUUGCCAGUGCAGGAAUGAACCACGUCAGAAUCCCUGUGGGAUACUGGGCCCUAAAGCACUUGGAUGGUGAUCAAUACAUCAAUGGUCAGCUGGAGUAUCUUGACCAGGCCAUCGGCUGGGCUCGCUCCGCUGGUCUUAAGGUCAUGCUUGACUUGCACGGGGCCCCUGGCUCUCAGAAUGGCUUUGACAACAGUGGAAAGCGUGGUGCCAUUCACUGGCAACAGGGUAAUACUGUUGAGAACACCAAGGAUGCCCUGGAGGCUCUCGCUGCUCGCUACAAAAACGAUGGAGACGUCGUGACUGCGAUCGAGGCUUUGAACGAGCCUAGCAUCCCGGGUGGAGUGGACCAAGGUGGCCUGAAGCAGUACUACUACGACGCAUGGGGUGUCGUCCGAAAGGCAAGCCAGGACACCACAGUUGUCUUGCAUGACGGCUUUGUGCCUACUGAAUCAUGGAACGGCUUCAUGAGCGAGUCUAGCGGCGUUUGGUAUGUGAUGAUGGACACCCACCACUAUGAAGUGUUUGACAACGGUCUUCUCGCCAUGGACACUCAAAGCCACGUCAACAACGUCUGCGGCUUUGCCAGAGAUCACGUUGUGACCUCUGAUAAGUGGACCGUUGUUGGUGAGUGGACCGGUGCCAUGACUGAUUGUGCUAAGUACCUGAACGGAAAGGGUAUCGGUGCCCGCUACGAUGGUACUUACGCCAACAGUAAUGCUGUCGGCAGCUGUGCGGGCAAGUCUACUGGAUCUGUGGAUGCUUUGUCCGAGAAUGACCGAAACAACCUUCGUCGCUUCAUCGAAAGUCAACUUGAUGCUUAUGAGAAGGGUACCGGCUGGCUCUACUGGACCUGGAAGACUGAGGGUGCUCCUGAGUGGGAUAUGCAAGAGCAAAUCGCUCACGGUGUCUUCCCCAGUCCUGUCACCAGCCGUAAAUUCCCCGGUCAGUGCUGA
This is a messenger RNA of Penicillium vulpinum, 1254 nucleotides long. RefSeq names its product glucan 1,3-beta-glucosidase (gene exg1). Gene Ontology annotation, molecular function: glucan exo-1,3-beta-glucosidase activity. The record is from RefSeq and is a predicted model, not a curated record. Gene Ontology annotation, biological process: glucan catabolic process. Lineage: Eukaryota; Fungi; Ascomycota; Eurotiomycetes; Eurotiales; Aspergillaceae. Gene Ontology annotation, cellular component: cell surface; extracellular region. The transcript has 3 exons. Bases 1 to 1254 code for a protein of 417 amino acids.